Molecule: messenger RNA, 705 nt
Organism: Salvia hispanica
Lineage: Eukaryota; Viridiplantae; Streptophyta; Magnoliopsida; Lamiales; Lamiaceae
Product: small ribosomal subunit protein uS17-like
Biological process (GO): translation
Cellular component (GO): cytosolic small ribosomal subunit; ribosome
Molecular function (GO): structural constituent of ribosome
Source: RefSeq, a predicted model, not a curated record
UUCGCAUCUUCACUAUCGUCUGCUCCGGAUUAGGGUUUAUUGCUGCUGCCGCCCUCCUCCACACAAACACACACUCUGAUAGCUCGCAGCCAUGGCGGAACAGACCGAGAAGGCCUUUUUGAAGCAGCCUAAGGUGUUUCUCUGCUCGAAGAAGACAGGGAAGGGUAAGGCCCCUGGAAAGGGAGGGAACCGUUACUUCAAGAGCAUUGGACUCGGAUUCAAAACACCACGAGAGGCAUCUGAAGGAACAUACAUUGAUAAGAAGUGCCCCUUCACUGGUAAUGUUUCCAUCAGAGGACGCAUCCUUGCUGGAACUUGCCACAGUGCAAAGAUGAUGAGAACAAUCAUCGUUAGACGUAACUACCUGCACUGGGUGAAGAAGUACCAGAGGUACGAGAAGAGGCACUCAAACAUCCCAGCACAUAUCUCUCCAUGCUUCCGUGUGAAGGAAGGCGACCAUGUCACCAUUGGUCAAUGCAGGCCACUUUCCAAAACCGUGAGGUUUAAUGUUCUUAAGGUGAUUCCAGCAGGUUCUUCUGGACUUGGGAAGAAGGCUUUUACAGCUAUGUGAGUUAGGCGAUAAGACGUUUGUCGUUUUAUUUAAACUUUUUUUUUUAUGGAUGAAUUUUGAAGUAAUAUUGUUUCUGUUGGAAUAUUAUCAUUGACCUCGCUUUGAUAUCUAGUACUGCUGUUUAUCUACUUUCA